Messenger RNA from Calliphora vicina (urban bluebottle blowfly), 1711 nucleotides. Its product is annotated as homeobox protein caupolican. Gene Ontology annotation, molecular function: RNA polymerase II cis-regulatory region sequence-specific DNA binding; DNA-binding transcription factor activity, RNA polymerase II-specific. Gene Ontology annotation, cellular component: nucleus. The record is from RefSeq and is a predicted model, not a curated record. The transcript has 4 exons. The coding region runs from base 189 to 1469 and encodes 426 amino acids. NCBI's taxonomy places the organism in Eukaryota, Metazoa, Arthropoda, Insecta, Diptera, Calliphoridae. Gene Ontology annotation, biological process: muscle organ development; regulation of transcription by RNA polymerase II; cell development.
AGUCUGAUUGUGUUAUUCAAACGAAACGGUUGUUAAACAAGAAAAAAAUAAUUUCAAAACUGCUGGUAUUCAAAGUACACAAACAUAUAAAAACAUAAUUUAUAGAAAAUCCAGUGUUUUUUUAAAGAAAUAAAGGAACAAUUUCAAAGAAAUUGUAUAAUAAAUAUUUAAAAUAUAAUAGAUUUAAUAUGGAAAAAUCGAAUCGACCCCAGCGUAAUCGUCGUCACAGUAGACGCGCUUGGCCACCAGAAGAUGAUCUACAUUAUCCCCGUCCAGCCAAACGUUUGUUUACACCCGAAAUCAAGCGUAUGCUCAAAGAAUGGCUAGUGCGCCGUCGUGAAAACCCCUAUCCCAGUCGGGAGGAGAAAAAACGUUUGGCCAUUGAGACCGGCCUAACCUAUACACAGAUCUGCAAUUGGUUUGCCAAUUGGCGACGUAAGCUGAAAAAUUCCGAAAGAGAAAAAUCAAAAAAAUCCUGGGGUCAUUUAAUCAAACACUACAAUAACAAUGCCAAAGGCAAUGUAGAACAAUUUAGUAUAUCAUCGGAGGACAGUAUAUGGGAAGAGGAGGAACAGCAGAGACGACUUAGAAUGAAUGAACGGGCAUUAAAAGACGAUGACUACGAUGAUGAGGAUGACGAGGAUUCAUCGUUAUGUGAUAUAGAAGGCUCGAAUGAGUCUACCGAUAUGGAACGUAAUGGCAGUUGCGGCAGUGGAGAAACUCAAAUAAUGGAUACGAACUAUCAACCGAAUUAUUACAUGGAUACCAGGAAUAUGAGUAAGGAUCCGGUAGAGUUAUUUAUAGGACGUGAAGUGGAUGUGCUGACCACCACAGCUACUUGCCAGGUAACGGGUGGUAGUAGCAGUAGUGAUAGUGCGACAAAAACAAAGUACAAACAAAAAAUGAUGGAAAAAUAUUUAAGAGAUACCACUAAUGAUUCCAUGCAAAUAAAUAGUAAUCUUAAUAUACAGCCUCUGGGAGAACAGCACGAGCAAAUGCCAACGACAUAUGUGAAUGGCAAUAAUACAACAAUUAUUAAAUCAGGAGCAGAACUAUCGAAAUGGCUGGAAAGUGCCGCCAAAUUUACGCCCAAUAAAAACAACUAUUACAUAGAAUGGAACAGUAAAAGAAACAAGCUUGAGAAAAAACCCAUUCUUACCAAAACAUAUCUACCAGCUACACACUCUGUUAAUCUCCAGAACUCAAACACUACGGUAACGAUGUUGCCCCUAUUAUAUUCCACAACACCCUUAGUACAAAGAGACAAUUCUCAGGAUCAUCAUCGUAACCAGCUGCACCACCACAAUCUUCACCAACAGCAUAUUUAUGAUGUCAUACAUCAUAAGGAUGAAUUGGAUGCCGCUGAGGCUUUGGCCAAUUUGGCCUUUAAUUGUCGUCAGAAAAUGUUAGAUUCUGCCACAAAUGGUAGAAACACUCUUUCAUGGCCCAUAAAUGCAAUAAGUUCGUGAUUUUUAAGACAGAAAUAAAGCAUUUAGUUUUAAAUGGUAUAGAAACGUGAAAGAUUCUAUAAGACAAAAGCAUUCCAGCACGAGAUUUUAUUGAUUUAAAGUGCGGAAGAAAAUAUACAUAAACAUACAUACAUAUAUUAAAAACCUAAAUACUUAGUUAAAUAGAACACUAAAACGAAUGUUUAUUAUUAUAGAUAAUGAAAUAAAUUGAACUAAUAGAAGACAAAUUAUGUAAACAAAAA